Messenger RNA from Stylonychia lemnae, 642 nucleotides. The record is from the annotation of a GenBank genome assembly. Lineage: Eukaryota; Ciliophora; Spirotrichea; Sporadotrichida; Oxytrichidae.
AUGGCAGACGAAAUUUGUUCAAUAAUUACCGCCGUUCGUAACGAACAAACUGAUCCAGACAGAAGUGGUCUUGUUAAUUCUUACCUUGACAUUGUGGAAUAAACUGUGACAUCUCAACACCAAAUAAUCUUAAACUACGAAGAAUUAGUUAAGAAGCUAGAGAACUAACUCAUCACAUGUCAAUAGGCUUUAGAUGAGAGUACUAAGCGUGAGAUUGAGCAGAUAGGCUUGAUAAUGGAAAUGAAAAUGGCUUCAGCCAAAGCACAUCUCGAUGGUGGAAAGGAUAGUGAUUAGGAAUGUGAAACUUGCGAGGCCUAUGAAUAGGAGAAUAAGCUACUUACUUAGCAGAAUGAAUAGCAACAAGAGAUCAUUGAAAAGCUUGGACAGGCUUAGGAUUUGCUAAUGCUUUAGUACAAGAUGCUGGAACUUGGAAUGGACAAUGAAUUGAAGAAUAUAUAAUUAGCCUAAGAGGAAAUCGAAGCUCUUAAAGGUGGAGCAGCUGAUGGUGAGGAUUAGGAUGAAGAAAAUAAAGAGAAGGAAAAUGAGGAAAAGUAAGAUUAGGAUGCUGAAAAUAAUGGAGACAGUGAUUUACAAGAAACUGCUCCUGGCUAAGAUGUUGACGACAUUAAAAAAGAUGAUUGA